Molecule: messenger RNA, 843 nt
Organism: Olea europaea var. sylvestris
Lineage: Eukaryota; Viridiplantae; Streptophyta; Magnoliopsida; Lamiales; Oleaceae
Product: GDT1-like protein 4
Exons: 10
Coding region: 208-756 (182 amino acids)
Biological process (GO): Golgi calcium ion transport; calcium ion transmembrane transport; manganese ion transmembrane transport
Cellular component (GO): Golgi apparatus
Molecular function (GO): manganese ion transmembrane transporter activity; calcium ion transmembrane transporter activity
Source: RefSeq, a predicted model, not a curated record
GGCAAUGACCGUGGACACCUCUUUCUUUAAAAAUACAGGCACAGAACCGUACUCAUUCUCUACCCACUGACUCGGCCGAUCACCACCGAGUCAAGCUCAGUCCGGACCUCUAACUCAGCCACUAUAUAUAUAUUGCAUUAUAUAUCAUCUCUCGCUGUAAAACAGCUUCUGGAACUCCCCCAAAAAUCUAGGCUCCUUUUCCAGAAGAUGGGUCUCUCAAUUGUUCAAGGGUUUACGAAGUCGUUGGCGAUGACUGUGCUAUCGGAGAUCGGUGACAAGACGUUUUUCGCAGCCGCUAUCUUGGCAAUGCGUCAUCCCAGGAGGCUCGUGUUGUCAGGUUGCCUCGGGGCUUUAAUUAUCAUGACUAUCUUAUCUGCUCUUGUUGGCUGGGCAGCUCCUAAUCUGAUCUCCCGUAAAUGGACUCAUCACGUCACAACUGUACUGUUUCUGGGAUUUGGUUUCUGGUCUCUGUGGGAUGCAUUUAAUGAAGGGGAAGCAGAAGAAUUGGCUGAAGUUGAAGCAAAAUUGGGUGGUGAUAUUAAAAUUAAUGGUGGAUCAUCCAAAGAGAACAAUAAGGAUGAUGACAAUUUGAAGAAGCAAAAUCGUCCUGUUCUGGCUCAAUUCUUCUCGCCCAUCUUGCUGAAGGCAUUUUCUAUUACUUUCUUUGGGGAAUGGGGUGAUAAGAGCCAGCUCGCAACUAUUGGUUUGGCUGCAGAUGAGAAUCCAUUGGGUGUUGUCCUUGGUGGAAUCAUGUAAGUUUCUUGUGGCUUCAAGUAACCUGGAUGAAUACCACAAGUCCUUGUCCUCAUUUUUCAUAUCAUGCUGAUGUUAGUAGUGUCAUCC